This is a messenger RNA of Morone saxatilis (striped sea-bass), 3087 nucleotides long. RefSeq names its product histone deacetylase 7-like. NCBI's taxonomy places the organism in Eukaryota, Metazoa, Chordata, Actinopteri, Moronidae. Gene Ontology annotation, biological process: negative regulation of transcription by RNA polymerase II; chromatin organization. Gene Ontology annotation, cellular component: histone deacetylase complex. Gene Ontology annotation, molecular function: histone deacetylase activity. The record is from RefSeq and is a predicted model, not a curated record.
ACAGGGGGCUGAUAGGGCAGAGCAACUGUGUCCUCUCUUAAAAAAAAAGAAUUAGGGGGAGUGAUUACAGGAGAGAGAGAGAGAGAGAGAGAAAGAGAAAGAGAGAUAUAGUUAAGCUCGCAUGAGAGGAAGUGCAAGACACAGAAAAGUCAAAGGCAGCGCGUUGUGUCAAGCAGUUGACUGUGAAUGCCUCUGUCAGUGCACACCUCGGCUCUAGCGUUGCAGCACCACUCCCCUGUCAAAGCAGGAUCUAUCUUCUCCCUGAGCCUCCAAGUCUGUCCGACUGCUGCCUCUUUGACUGACUCAACUGCUGUGGGAGCACGGAGGGACCUCUCACUGGAUGUCAGCACACAAAACCGUGGAUGUGAUCAUCAGCAAUCAGGUUUCAUUGUCCAUGCAUGGGGAGCAGCCCAUGGACCUAAGUGUGACCCAGAGGUUGUUGCAUCCAGGCCCAGAUUCGGCCAUGCUGGCCCCCCACCCUCCCUUCUUCCUGGGACCCCUCACCUCUCAGCAUUGCUCCCAGUUUUCGCAGCAGCACUUGCAGUAUAACAUUGACCAUAGGCAAAGAGAGAUGGAGGAGGAGAAAAGAGAAGAGUUACAACAGCUGAUAAAAAAGAGUAAAAAUGAGCAAAGUGCUGUAGCCAGUCCUCUGGUGAAGCAGAAACUUCGGGAACACAUUAUCAUGAAGAGCCAUGACAGAGUUACUCCCAACCACUGCAGUCCUACACCAGGAUACAGGCUCCCGGUUCCUGACAUGUCCCCAAAGGCUCAGCCUACACCCUGUGACCAUCUGCAGCUGCGCAGGACAGUCUCUGAGCCCACUCUGAAGUGGAAGAUAAAGAAGCUCAUCAGUACAAGGCCAAACCCGCUGCAGCGUAAGAUCAGUGCCCCUCCAACUGUCAAGCAUAGGACAGAAACUCUGGACUCAUCUCCCAGCAGCAGCAGCACCCCAGCAUCUGGGAGCAGCUCACCCAACGACAGCCUCCAUUCAGAUAAUGGGGCCCUCCCUCUGGCUCAUGAGGCACAAAGGUUGCUGCUGAAGGAUGGUAGUUUGGCUCAUUUCACCUUGCCUCCCAACCCCACUGCCAUGCCCAACAUCACUGCUGGACUUCCUGCACAGUCUGACCUGCGAGUAGCAAGGCCGUUGGCGGUAUCUGCCCUACAUCAGGUCUACCUGCCUCUGGAUGGAAGCAAUGCAGCCCUGGGUCAGCGCCUACAGCCAGUGCUCAUACUGGAACCACAUACCGGACUGGUGCACUCCCAACUUGUCUCUCUUCAUGGUUUGAGCUCGGUUCCUCUGCAGCACCAGCUUCAUCCGUCCAGAAGGGAAGGAGUAGUUACCUUGCCCUCCCACAAACGCCUGGAACGAACACGUUCAGAGCCUCCGCCCUACAGCCACUCAUCCCUUACUGUGCAUGCCAACCAUCACACACACACCCAGCACCACCUGCCGCAGCUAUGCCAUAAGAGCGGGCUGGAGAGGUUCAAGCAAAAUACACACCUGAGCAAGCUCACAAGCAAGUCCACUGAGAAGCCUCGCCUGACACAGAUCCCAUCGGAGGAUAUGGAUCUGGAGGAGAUUGGAUCAGCAUCUGGUUCUGGUUCAGGACCAGGGUCCGUGUGCAGCUCUGAACCAGGCUCAGUGUCUGAGGACGGCUAUCACAGGAGACAGAGCACUGCCAGCACAGACUCAGUUUACGACACAGAGUCCACUACCUCCUCACGGGAGAGCUUGAUCGAGCCCUCACAUCCUUUCAGUCAGAGGCAAGUGAUCCUUAGACCGGGUCUCCAGCUGGACUCCCCAGGUGUGUCUGCCCUGAUUUGGCCUCACCAGCCUGUGUUUCGGACCCAGUCCUCCCCAGCCUCCACCUCCCUACCUCCUCCUCCACAUCCACCCACCACCAUACCUUCUCUGUCACUGUCCAGCCCUGCUGCAGAUGCCCAGCUACGCUUUACCACAGGAAUCUUAUCUCAACAGAGUUUUGUGGUGUUACCAUGUAGGGGAGUUGGGGUAGAUAUUGAUACAGUUUGGAAUGAAGCUCACACAUCAACAGCGUCCCGUAUUGCUGUAGGAUGUGUCACAGAGCUGGCACUGAAGGUGGCACAAGGAGAGCUGAAGAAUGGCUUUGCAGUGGUGAGGCCCCCUGGACACCACGCAAACCACUCCUCCCCUCUGGGCUUCUGUUUUUUCAACUCUGUGGCCAUCGCUGCCAAGCAGCUCCAACACAAACUCAACGUCAGCAAGAUCCUCAUCGUGGACUGGGAUAUUCACCAUGGCAACGGCACCCAGGGAGCCUUCUAUAAUGACCCAAAUGUGCUGUACAUCUCCCUACAUCGCUAUGACGAUGGCAACUUCUUUCCUGGUAGUGGACAUCCCAGUGAGGUGGGUGCAGGUGCAGGCGAGGGCUUCAAUGUGAACGUAGGAUGGACAGGGGGUUUGAACCCUCCAAUGGGUGAUGCCGAGUACCUGGCUGCAUUCAGAGCCGUGGUGAUGCCCAUUGCCCACGAGUUUUCUCCUGAUGUGGUGCUGGUGUCAGCUGGCUUUGAUGCUGUCGAAGGACAUUCAUCAUCACUGGGAGGCUACAAGGUCACAGCCAAGUGUUUUGGCUUCCUGACUCGUCAGCUGAUGUCACUGGCCGGGGGUCGGGUGGUCCUGGCUCUGGAGGGGGGACAUGACCUCAAGGCCAUCUGCGAUGCCUCUGAGGCCUGCGUCAGUGCCUUGCUGGGCAUGGAGGUGGAGCCACUGUCCCAGUCGGUGUUGGACCAGAAGCCUUGUGAAAAUGCUGUCGAGUCACUGCAGAGAGUCAUCCAGGUUCAGGGUGAGUACUGGCAGAGUGUGAAGGAUUCGGCCGCCACAGUGGAUCUGUCCUACCUGCAGGCGCAGAGACGACGGCUGAGACGAGACUCGGACAGCGAGGCCGUCAGUGCCAUCGCCUCGCUGUCGAUGGAAUCUGUCGCCUCUGACAAGAGACAGGCAGAAAAACUGACAGAGAAAGGUGAUUCUCUCUGAAGAAAGUCUCCUGACAGCUGCUUUCAACCAAGUCUCAGUGGAAACACACACACACACACACACACACACACACACAG